UUGCGCCUUUUUGCUGUAGGCCCGAGUGGGUGCUGCUGAAAUGGGCAAGUUCAUGAAACCUGGGAAGGUGGUGCUUGUCCUGGCUGGACGCUACUCUGGACGCAAAGCCGUCAUCGUGAAGAACAUUGAUGAUGGCACCUCAGAUCGCCCCUACAGCCAUGCUUUGGUGGCUGGAAUUGACCGCUAUCCCCGCAAAGUGACAGCUGCCAUGGGCAAGAAGAAGAUCGCCAAGAGGUCAAAGAUCAAGUCUUUUGUGAAAGUUUAUAACUACAAUCACCUGAUGCCCACAAGCGACAAGCAAAAAAAGCGCGUUUGUAAAGAACGGGUGGGGGUAGGGAAAACGGUUAGAAAGGUCCGCCGACCCAACACCGACGGCCCGGGAAAAUGGGAGGAGCGAAGAGUGAACGACAGAGGAAGCAGCCAAUGGGGAGACUGGGAACUACUUCUCCCCCUCCCUUUGCGUUUCAAAUUCUAA
Messenger RNA from Cebus imitator (Panamanian white-faced capuchin), 475 nucleotides. RefSeq names its product 60S ribosomal protein L27-like. Gene Ontology annotation, cellular component: ribosome; cytosolic large ribosomal subunit. Gene Ontology annotation, molecular function: structural constituent of ribosome. Gene Ontology annotation, biological process: translation. NCBI's taxonomy places the organism in Eukaryota, Metazoa, Chordata, Mammalia, Primates, Cebidae. The record is from RefSeq and is a predicted model, not a curated record. The transcript is spliced from 2 exons. Bases 41 to 475 code for a protein of 144 amino acids.